Arabidopsis lyrata subsp. lyrata is the source of this 853-nucleotide messenger RNA. RefSeq names its product protein TPX2. The transcript is spliced from 10 exons. The record is from RefSeq and is a predicted model, not a curated record. Lineage: Eukaryota; Viridiplantae; Streptophyta; Magnoliopsida; Brassicales; Brassicaceae. Gene Ontology annotation, molecular function: protein kinase activator activity; microtubule binding. The coding region runs from base 1 to 435 and encodes 144 amino acids. Gene Ontology annotation, cellular component: mitotic spindle; nuclear microtubule. Gene Ontology annotation, biological process: mitotic spindle assembly; activation of protein kinase activity; regulation of mitotic spindle organization.
AUGCAAGUGUCAGUAUCGCGGCUGGACCAAACUCCUUUUGUACAUAAGGUUUCAAGGAAGGGAUUCAAAAUCACUGUUCCAAAGGAACCUAACCUCAAGACUGCCCAAAGGGCUGCAAGAAACCGGUUUAAGGCUCAGUCAGCACCCGAGCAGAUAGCAAAAUUCAGCUCUACUGUGAAUAAAGCAGUUCAAGAAACUUCUUCAGCAUCUUUGCCUAAAAAGAAUACGCCUCGCCCCCAAGAUUUCCAGACAUUUCAUCUAAGGACAUCUCUUAGAGAAAGAGAACGCUCUUCCAGUGCGAAAAUUGCACCAACCGAUAAUUCUAAACACUCUUUAACGUCAAGUCCGUUGGAUCCAAAAAUGGAAGGAAAGUUAAGGCAUCUCGCAGCUCAAAGUCCAAUUGUCAAGUUUAGGAAUCUAAGAUUUGCCCUCUAGACUCAAAGGUGGUGCAGGUUAACUCCCUCCACAAACUCCCUCCACAAGAACUAGAAUCCAUGAAAGGUGAUGCAGUAUUAUAGCAAAAAAACUCCCAAAUCUCCUACUUCUUGAUAGACAUCAAGCAAAUGCGGUGAAGCAAUCGAUAUCAAAGAUGAAAACAAUCUUCUGAGGGAAUUUGAAGCUCCAAUGGACACAAAUUUUCGAGAUGAACCCUUUAUUGAAUCUCUCAGAAAACUAUGUCUCACUUCAGAUAAUGAUUCAGUCGCGGUAUUUAUAGAUUUGUUGCUUCUCUUACUCUCUUGUACCUCAUCUACAUAAGAUUUUUCAAGACAUAUAUCGUUCGUGUACAAAUUAGACAUUGCAAUGAAGAAAUCUGAGAGCUUCAAUGGGAAAAAGAUCCUCCACGUUAACAGAA